This is a messenger RNA of Kwoniella botswanensis, 1878 nucleotides long. RefSeq lists its product as uncharacterized. Gene Ontology annotation, cellular component: actin filament bundle; actin filament; cytoplasm. The record is from RefSeq and is a predicted model, not a curated record. Lineage: Eukaryota; Fungi; Basidiomycota; Tremellomycetes; Tremellales; Cryptococcaceae. The transcript has 11 exons. Gene Ontology annotation, molecular function: calcium ion binding; actin filament binding. The coding region runs from base 1 to 1878 and encodes 625 amino acids. Gene Ontology annotation, biological process: actin filament network formation; actin filament bundle assembly.
AUGCAAGCGAUAAAGCUAGGAAAGAAAUAUCCCGACCUGAAACAAGACGAGAUAUUCGAACUGAUCAGCAAAUUCAAUCAAAUCGACGUGGAUGAUAAAGGUAGUGUAGAUAAGGCAACUGUGAUCUCGGCAUUACAGUCCAGUGGAGAAGCGGAUUAUGAUUCGGCUCGAGAAACACUCAAACAUGUCAGUAUUGAUUCUUCAGGCAGAGUAGAAUUGGAAGAUUGGGUUCAGUUACAUUCGUUGUUGAGGCAAGCGAAGAACGCACCUGUCCUCGAGACGAGCAAAGGAAGAAUUUCAGUCAAGGGUACAGCCGGUACGAACGCUUCGCACACUAUCAACGAAGAUGAGAGACGGUCAUUCACGGAUCAUAUCAAUGGGGUUCUUGCCGGAGACAAGGAUAUAGGACAUCUCUUACCUAUUCCAACAGAAACCAUGCAGUUGUUCGACGAAGUGAAAGAUGGUUUGAUACUUUGUAAACUCAUCAACGACUCCGUCCCCGAAACAAUCGACGAACGAGUUUUGAACAAACCGUCAGGUGGCAAAGGUGGUAAACCAAGAGCUCUCAAUGCAUUCCAAAUUACAGAAAACAACAAUAUCGUCAUUACCUCUGCUAAAGGUAUUGGAUGUUCGGUAGUUAACAUUGGUCCUGAAGAUAUAUCCGAAGGAAGAGAACAUUUGAUCUUGGGAUUGAUCUGGCAAGUGAUAAGAAGAGGUUUAUUAUCCAAGAUUGACAUCAAGAUCCACCCUGAGUUAUAUAGAUUAUUAGAUGAUGGUGAGACUAUGGAGGAGUUCUUGAGAUUACCACCUGAUCAGAUUCUGUUGAGGUGGUUCAACUAUCAUUUGAAGGCCGCUAAUUGGGGACGACGGGUCGAGAACUUCUCAAGAGAUGUAUCAGACGGAGAGAACUAUACUGUCCUUCUCAACCAGCUCAAACCCGAUGAAUGUUCCAGGUCACCCUUACAGACUCGAGACUUACACCAGAGAGCCGAAGAAGUACUACAAAACGCCGAUAAAAUCGGAUGUAGAAGAUUCUUGACUGCCAACUCGCUUGUAUCUGGGAACCCUAAAUUGAACUUAGCUUUCGUUGCCAACUUGUUCAAUACUUGGCCUGGCUUGGCUCCUCUGGAAGAGACCGAGGCUCCUCCACCUGUGGAAGACUUCGAUGCGGAAGGAGAGAGGGAAGCGAGGGUGUUUACACUUUGGUUGAACUCGUUGGAUGUGGAUCCGGGUGUAUAUAACUUGUUUGAGGAUCUGAAGGACGGCAAUGUGCUCUUACAAGGAUUCGACAAGGUGAUACCCGGUUCAGUCAUCUGGCGAAGAGUUUCAAAACCUAAAGAAGGUCAAGAAUUAUCUCGAUUCAAAGCUGUUGAAAAUACAAAUUACGCUGUUGACUUGGCUAAAUCCAAUGGGAUGCAUAUCGUUGGAAUCCAAGGAUCGGAUAUUGUCGAUGGAACGCGAACUUUGGUUUUAGGAUUGGUAUGGCAAUUGAUGAGAUUAUCAAUCAACCAAACUUUAGCAAGUAUAUCGAAGAAUGGAAAGGGAGUGACCGAUCAGGAUAUGGUCAAAUGGGCGAAUGAAACGGUGAAAAAGGGAGGGAAGACUUCGACGAUGAGAUCAUUCAAAGAUCCUUCGUUAUCUAAUGCAAUCUUCUUCCUGGAUUUGUUGAACGGAGUUAAACCUGGUAUAGUGGAUUACAGUUUGGUUACUGAUGGAAGGGAUGAAGAGGAGAAGAGAAUGAAUGCUAAACUAGCCAUUUCUAUCGCGCGAAAGAUGGGAGCUUUGAUCUUCCUCGUUCCAGAAGAUAUCGUCGAUGUUAGACCAAGACUUAUCCUUACGUUCGUGGGAGCUUUGUGGUCCGCUUCGUUAUCUCAAUAA